Messenger RNA from Marasmius oreades (fairy-ring Marasmius), 935 nucleotides. RefSeq lists its product as uncharacterized. Bases 37 to 894 code for a protein of 285 amino acids. Gene Ontology annotation, cellular component: nucleolus. NCBI's taxonomy places the organism in Eukaryota, Fungi, Basidiomycota, Agaricomycetes, Agaricales, Marasmiaceae. Gene Ontology annotation, molecular function: RNA binding. The transcript has 3 exons. The record is from RefSeq and is a predicted model, not a curated record. Gene Ontology annotation, biological process: endonucleolytic cleavage in ITS1 to separate SSU-rRNA from 5.8S rRNA and LSU-rRNA from tricistronic rRNA transcript (SSU-rRNA, 5.8S rRNA, LSU-rRNA); endonucleolytic cleavage to generate mature 5'-end of SSU-rRNA from (SSU-rRNA, 5.8S rRNA, LSU-rRNA); small-subunit processome assembly.
CUCUUAAGUACGCACUUACGACAAACGCACGGUUUUAUGCGACACAGUUCCCUCUCUCGAAGCCCAAGCCGAGAAAGGUUUGAAGGAGAAGCGGAAGCAGAAACUUCUCGAAACUCCACCUAUGCUGAUGCGCAGAAAUCAGUCACAAAACCGGAGCGCGAGGAAGCGGAGAUACUACCCACAGCUGAUGUUGGAUUGGUAGAUGGAAUGAAUCUACAAGGUUUCUCGUCAGGAAGGAUCGUAAAGCCAAUAACCCCAGAAGCCUUGGCUGCAUUCAAAGCAGCCCAAGAGCGUGCAGGGGUCAUUUACAUCUCCAGGAUACCCCCUGGAAUGCAGCCUGCUAAAGUACGACAUCUUAUGAGCGCAUAUGGAGAAGUCGGCAGAGUUUAUCUUCAACAAGAAGAUGCCAAACGUGCAUAUCUAAGGCGCAAAUAUACGGCUACGAAAAAAGCACAUUUCACAGAAGGAUGGGUCGAAUUCAAAGACAAGAAGAUUGCGAGAAGCAUCGCUGAAAUGCUGAACGCACAGCCGAUCGGGGGCAAAAAGGGAACACGAUGGCGAGAUGAUGUUUGGACGAUGAGGUAUCUUCCGAAAUUCAAGUGGAACAUGUUGACCGAACAAGUCGCUCAUGAAGCGGCACUACAUGCUGCGAAGCUUCGUGUUGAACUUUCGCAAUCGAAAACAGAACAACGUGACUAUCUAAAAAACGUGGAAUUGGCUCGAGUUCUGGAGAAACGGGCGGAAAGGAAAAGAGAAAAGGGCGAAGAAAUGCAACUGAAGCCUUUACCAGAACGGAAAAAGAGACGUCUGGAAGAGGAGGCAAGUAAGAAACCGGCGCGUCAUGAAGACAAUAAGGAUAAGCAAUUAGAGACCGUACUCAGUAGCAUAUUUUGAGGUCAAUCCAAUAUAGUCAUGCUCUCUCUUACGGGACUUGC